AAACUGCUAUUUUAUGUCCUGUAGUAGAUAUAGUGUGUCUGUGUGCACGAGCUUUUGGUUGCCAGUACACACAGCAUAGUUUUAGCGCUAUUUUUAUUUUAUUUGGCAGAGGGCGACUCUCUAAACUCAAUGCUCGUCGUGUGACGCUUCCUAAAGAGGCGGGUUCUAGCCAGUACUACGCUUGUUUCGAUUUCUCCUCUAUGCAACACAGGGAGCAAUGGGACCGGUCUCUUUAAAACACGUGAAACACACGAUAUGAUAGGCAACCCAUACGAAUACCAGGUACCAGGAAUAGAUCGCCGUCUAUUUAUUCCGUCGAUGUGCAGGCUGUACUUGUAAGAUUCUGAAAUAGAAUUUAGCCCAAUGUUAUAAUUACAAACAGGUUGUGUAACGGUUCAUUGAUUUUAUUACAUUCCAAAUGACUACAUUUCAACCGACACUUUCGUCAACUUUAGCAUCAACUUUAGCAUCACCUUCUAAAGUAGGUAACAUUCGCAGCGUGAGACUGGAGGCCCGUACUGCAUCCCCGCGCCCCACGCGCGGUGCGCUUAAAGGGGACCGCGGAAACGAAGCCACGCUCGCGCUUAAAUCUGCCGUGGAGAGCGCGGUGCACGAAGCUCGCGCGUCGCCGCCCAGAGAAGCGUGGAGUCGGCGCCUCGAAUUCGUCCUCGCGUCCGUUGGCUAUGCGGUGGGUCUCGGGAACGUAUGGAGGUUCCCGUACCUUUGUUACAGGAGCGGAGGAGGUGCCUUUCUCAUCCCCUACAUAAUCAUGCUCUUUCUAUGUGGUAUCCCGUUGCUUCUCAUGGAGUAUGCCAUAGGGCAGUACACUCGCUUGGGGCCAGUGCAUGGACUGGCUCAGAUCUGCCCCCUCCUGAAAGGGGUGGGUCUUGCUACUGUGGUCAUCUCUUUCAUGCUCGCCACCUACUAUAACGUUCUGAUGACCUGGGCCCUCUACUACCUAUUCCACUCUUUUGGCUCUCCAUUUCCAUGGCAAUCCUGCAACAACACGUGGAAUGCCGUCGGCAACUGCUCCACUGGGUUACCCAGCAACGCCUCUGACCUGAAGUCAGCCAGUCAGCAGUUUUUUGACCAUAAACUGCUGGAGAUGACAAACGGUAUUGAGGAGGUGGGGGGGAUUCGCUGGGAGCUGUUUGGUCUCCUGGUUCUGACCUGGAUCAUCACCUACCUCUGCAUCUUCAAAGGGGUCAAAUCCACAGGAAAGGUUGUGUAUUUCACUGCUACAUUCCCUUACUUCAUGCUGUUUGCGUUGCUCAUCAACAACGUCCAGCUGCCUGGAGCAAAGGACGGCAUCCUCUUCUUCCUCUUGCCUGAUUGGGGCAAGCUCCUGGAAGUGCAGGUGUGGGUUAAUGCAGCUGCACAGAUAUUUAACUCCAUCGGAAUAGCGUUUGGCUCCAUGAUAUCUAUGGCCAGUUACAACAAGUUCAGCAACAACAUCCUUAGAGACACCUUCAUUGUGUCCCUGUCAAACUCAGCUACCAGCAUCCUGGCUGGGUUUGUGAUCUUCUCUGGCAUUGGGUACAUGGCACAUAUUCAUAACCUGCCUGUAGAGGACAUAGCUACUGAUGGUCCUGGAUUAGUGUUUGUUGUGUAUCCAGAGGCCUUCUCCACAAUGCCUGUAUCGAAACUGUGGGCUCCUCUUUUCUUCUUUAUGUUGCUCUGCCUUGGCCUGGACAGUGAAUUUGCCAUGGUAGAAGUGGCUGUGACCUGUAUCAUGGAUGGUUUCGGUCCAAAGGUUUUGCGUGUGUUUAAGAGAAAGGAGUUGCUGGUGGUGGCUGUGUGCGCAGUGGGCUUUCUUCUGGGGAUUCCACAUAUCACCAGGGGUGGUAUAUAUGUAUUCCAGUUGAUGGACCACUACACUGCAGUGGUGUCCCUCAUGUUUCUGGCUUUUUUUGAGGUUCUGGCAGUCACAGUGAUCUUCGGAGUGCGGAGGAUAUGUGUAAUGGUGGAGAACAUGCUGGGGAGGACACCUCACCUUUACUUCCGUGUGUGCUGGCAGUUCCUUUCUCCUCUGCUGGUGCUGGGUAUUCUGAUCUCCAGCAUAGUCCAGUAUACCCCAGCACGCUACGGCAAGUCUUACACAUACCCACAGUGGGCCGAGGUACUGGGCUGGUUCCUCUCUCUCAUCUCCAUAGUCUGGAUCCCUCUGGGGGCUGCCCAUGAAAUCUGGAAAAAUAAAGGACCUUUGUUGCAGAGACUGAAGGUGGCAGUAACGCCAACGGUGGAUCUGGAGCCUCAGCGUGCCUUAUCCGAGAAGGAGGAAGGUCAGGCAGAGUCCAUUGCAUUGUUUGACACUUCCCAGUAAUGUGUGUGUGUCAUAUAUUACAUUUUCCUCAUAUACACCAUACUCAAUGUAGUGUUAACAUUAGGUUUCAUGAUUAACAUCAGAAAUGUACUGUGUUUAUAAGCAAAUCAUAUCCUUUACAUGGGUUUACCUCAGCACUGACCAAAGUCACAACUGGCCUCAGAUCUUUACUGAUUAAGAAUUAAAACACGGAGCCAGUUGUUCAUGUGUGCAAAAGAAUAAAAUACAAAUGGCACAGAAUAUAGAAUACUUUACUUUUUAUAAUCUUUCCCAAUGUUUAAGCGUGUAAUCUCAGACAAAUAUAUAAUGAGAUGUAGUGCAUAAUUUGUAUAUAUAAAUUAUGCACUACGUUUAUACGUUGCAAAUGCAAUACCCUGUUUGUUUGUUUGUUUGUUUGUUUUGUACACUGAGUACACUGGAGGAUGUAAAAUAAGCCUAACUUGUGCUACCCUUGAGUCACUACUUUAGUCUCUGAACUGCACCAUGAUCAAUUUUCUUGAAAUGUAAUGCUGCAUUUUGUUAAAACAUAUAUUGUUAAAUUUCCCCAGUUGAAGACUUCGGCUAGGCAGAUGUAAUGCUGAAUGUUUGUUGCAUUGUCUAGUUAAUGACUUGGCUAUCUAACAAACUAAUUUAAUACUGCAGACAUUCCAAGUUAAAUAUACCUAGCCGAAGUCAUUAGCUGGGCAAAUUUAAUUAUAUGUGAUAACAGAAUAAUUGUAACAUGAAAUUAGCUAGCUCGCUAUGUCUUUUAACUGUGCAAAUGUAAAGCUACAAACAGUCAGCCUAACUUGUGUACAGCUAGCUAUAAAUAUUAUACAAAGAUGUGUAAUUUUGCACCAACUUGUUUAACCCUCCCAUCAUGUUCUGGGUCAGAAUUUACCCCAUGGUUCAGAAUGUUAGUUGAGAAUGCAGAGAGGGAAUCAGAGUGUAGAUAAAGUUUAUUACAAUUUGUUUAAAGGUUUUACACACACACACACACACACACACACACACACACACACACACACACACACACACACACACACACACACACUCACAGAGAGAGAGAGAGAGUUCAUACAAUCAGAAACGAUAAAGGUGAUACAGUUUGUAGUAUUUUUGUAGCAAAUACUUAUCUAGCUAGCUAGCUAAUUCUACGGUCAUUCCUUCAGACUCCUGCACAGUGAGUCUGCCUUCUCCCACUUCAAGGGAUUGAAUUCCGCAUGCUGCUAAAAGAACGUUUGCAAAAGGGGCAUUUUUUAAAAUUCAAUAUGUAAUUAUAAAUUUUCCAAGAAAUCUGGUAUUUUCAUUCCCAGCCAUUUGACCUUCUCUGUAAACAAAACCUCUUGCACCCCAUGGUGCUUGGAUGGCGAUAAUUGCUGCUUGCAACUAUAUUUUGCAUUUGCAUUU
This is a messenger RNA of Electrophorus electricus (electric eel), 3712 nucleotides long. The record is from RefSeq and is a predicted model, not a curated record. Lineage: Eukaryota; Metazoa; Chordata; Actinopteri; Gymnotiformes; Gymnotidae.